Messenger RNA from Penaeus vannamei (Pacific white shrimp), 2034 nucleotides. The record is from RefSeq and is a predicted model, not a curated record. NCBI's taxonomy places the organism in Eukaryota, Metazoa, Arthropoda, Malacostraca, Decapoda, Penaeidae.
AUGAGCCAUUUACGCUUCGGCCGCAGCGGGUCCCUCGCUGGAAGGCCAGCGGAAGGCCCAGCGGAAGGCCAGUCCAGUAGGCCAGUGGAAGGCCCAGCGGAAGGCCCAGCGGAAGGCCCAGUGAAAAGCCCAGCGGAAGGCCCAGUGGAAAGCCAGCGGAAGGCAGCGGAAGGCCCAGUGGAAGCCCAAGGCCCAGCGGAAGCCCAGGGAAGCCCAGCGGAAGGGCCCAGUCGCCAGCGGGGCCCAGUGCCCAGCGGAAGGCCCAGUCGCCAGCAGCGGAGGCCCAGUGGAAGGCCCAGCGGAAAGGCCCCAGUGGCCCAGCGGAGGCCCAGCGGAAGGGCCCAGCGGAAGGCCCAGCGGAAGGCCCCAGCGGAAGGCCCAGCGGAAGCCCAGUGGAAGGCCCAGCGGAAGGCCCAGCGGAAGGCCCAGGCCCAGUGGAAGGCCCAGCGGAAGGCCCAAAGGCCCAGUGGAAAGCCCAGCGGAAGGCCCAGUGGAAAGCCCAAAGCCCAGCGGAAGGCCCAGUGGAAGGCCCAGCGGAAAGCGGAAGGCCCAGCGGAAGGCCCAGCGGAGGCCCAGCGGAAGGCCCAGCGGAAGGCCCAGCGGAAGCCCAGUGGAAGGCCCAGCGGAAGGCCCAAAGGCCCAGUGGAAGCGGAAGGCCCCAGCCCGGAAGGAAGCCCAGCGGAAGGCCCAGUGGAAGGCCCAGCGGAAAGCCCAGCGGAAGGCCCAGCGGAAAGCCCAGCGGAAGGCCCAGCCAGGCCCAGUGGAAGGCCCAGCGGAGGCCCAGGGGAAGGCCCAGCGGAAGGCCAGCGGAAGGCCCAGUGGAAGGCCCAGCGGGCCCAGCGGAAGGCCCCAGUGGAAGCCCAGCGGAAAGCCCAGCGGAAGGCCCAGUGGAAGGCCCAGAAAGCCCAGCGGAAGGCCCAGCGGAAGGCCCAGUGGAAGCCCAGCCCCAGCGGAAGGCCCAGCGGAAAGCCCAGCGGAAGGCCCAGCGGAAAGCCCAGCGGAAGGCCCAGCGGAAGCCCAGCGGUGGAAAGCCCAGCGGAAGGCCCAGUGGAAGGCCCAGCGGAAAGAAAGGCCCAGCGGAAGGCCCAGUGGAAGGCCCAGCGGAAAGCCCAGCGGAAGGCCCAGCUCCCAGCGGAAAGCCCAGCGGAAGCCCAGCGGAAAGCCCAGAAGGCCCAGGGAAGGCCCAGGGAAAGCCCAGCGGAAGGCCCAGCCCAGCGGAAGGCCAGCAGCCAGCGGCCCAGCGGGCCCAGCGGAAGGCCCAGCGGAAGGCCCAGCGGAAGGCCCAGCCAGGCCCAGCGAAGGCCCAGCGGAAAGCCCAGCGAAGGCCCCCAGCGGAAGGCCCAGCGGAAGGCCCAGUGGAAAGCCAGGGAAGGCCCAGCGAAAGGCCCAGCGGAAAGCGGAAGCCCAGCGGAAGGCCCGAAAGGCCCAGAAGGCCCAGCGGAAGGCCCAGGAAGGCCCAGCGGAAAGCCCAGCGGAAGGCCCAGCGGAAGGCCCAGCGGAAAGCCCAGCGGAAGGGCCCAGCGGAAGGCCCAGCGGAAGGCCCAGUGGAAAGCCCAGCGGAAGGCCCAGCGGAAGGCCCAGCGGAAGGCCCAGUGGAAGGCCCAGCGGAAGGCCCAGCGGAGGCCCAGCGGAAGGCCCAGCGGAAGGCCCAGCGAAGCCCAGCGGAAGGCCCAGCGGAAGGCCCAGCGGAGGCCCAGCCCAGCGGAAAGGCCCAGCGGAAGGCCCAGCGGAAGGCCUGGCAGAAAAGCCCGACCGCCGGCCGCGAGCGCACCUCAAGCCCAGUGCCUAGAGACUAGCUACUACCGAAGCGAAAUCCCGAAGAUGGCACCAACUCAAUAUGCACGAUUCGCAACAAGCAACAAGGGCCCACAGAUCAUCUCCCCGGCUGCUCAGAAUGAACCAAAACAGAACAUACAAAGACAAAACAAAACAGCAUUUUAUAUCCAUUGGAAAAUCUAUAAGCACCAUAACAUUGAAGUGACUGAUAAGUACUAUGGACGAACGACAGAAACGAAAGACAAUGGAGCCACUUGA